AUGGCUUGGAUGAACCAGAAGCCUCGCCUUGAUAUCUUGGCCAUGGAUGGAGUGGUGGGCCUAAAUCUCGUCGAGGAUGGAGGUGAGGGAAAAGGUCGAUGGAGUGGUGAUUUUUUGGAUCGGAGAGCAGGGAUGAAGAUCGAAGCACCUCCACAAGAGAAGGGUCUGGUGGAUAUGGUAACUUCGGUGGUGAAGAGGGCUCGCAUGGCUCUGGAAAACGCGGGUCUGGUUUUGGGCGAAGAGAUGUUGAAGUUAGAUUCCUCGUCACCACACUGA
Messenger RNA from Arabis nemorensis, 276 nucleotides. Lineage: Eukaryota; Viridiplantae; Streptophyta; Magnoliopsida; Brassicales; Brassicaceae. The record is from the annotation of a GenBank genome assembly.